AUGGAAAAAUUCAAUGUACCCAUCGAUAUCUCGGCUGAUGCUGAGCCGAAAACCGUUGAGACCUCCGCCGAAACGACUAACGAGAAUAACGCCGUGUCAGAAGAGGUUGCUAACCAUGCCGUUGACACUUCGGCUGUGAAUCCACCAUGGCAGCAUGCUCAACCAGAAGCCGCUGAAGAACCAAUGCCUGCCUCCGUCCCAGUUGUCUCCGAACCGAGUGUUGGACCCGUUGAGGAAAGGGAUUUCCUUCCAUUGAGAGAUAGCGGCGAAGUGAUGGGACACCCUCAUGAAGAUGCUCCCCCUCAGGUACUUUGAAA
This is a messenger RNA of Cylicostephanus goldi, 317 nucleotides long. Lineage: Eukaryota; Metazoa; Nematoda; Chromadorea; Rhabditida; Strongylidae. The record is from the annotation of a GenBank genome assembly.